Molecule: messenger RNA, 1365 nt
Organism: Trichoderma asperellum CBS 433.97
Lineage: Eukaryota; Fungi; Ascomycota; Sordariomycetes; Hypocreales; Hypocreaceae
Source: RefSeq, a predicted model, not a curated record
AUGAAUCUAUGGCUAUUAGCCUUCGCGGCUCUGGAUGCCGUGCCAAAAGUGUUGGGUCAGGAUGCUGGCUCGGCCGAUGCCUCUGCCCUCCAAGCUGUGGCUGAGAUGCCUCCAUGUGCUCGAGAGUGUCUUGUCAAGUCAAUUUCCAAGUCACCAUGCGAUUUGACAAACACAACUUGCGUAUGCACAAAUCCGACGUUGCAGCAGGCCAUGCAGGCAUGCGUCUUACAGAGCUGCACCAUCAAACAAGCCUUAUCAACGAUGAAUUUAACAGCUGUUGGCUGUGAUCAACCUAUCAGAGAUCGAUCUCGAUCAUAUGUUAUCCUCAACGACGUCUUCGGCACCGUCUCCGGUAUCUUUGUGCUUCAACGGAUUGCUUACAAACUCUGGUCCAAUGUAGGCCUGGGUGGUGACGAUUGGAUGGCUGUUUCUACCAUUUUAGUUGGAAUCCCAAGCACUGUUAUCGGCGUCUAUAAAGUGUCUGACCACGGCCUGGGUCGCGAUAUCUGGACUCUGACGCCCUCGCAGAUUACCAAUUUUGGCCUUUACUUCUGGAUUAUGGAGAUACUCUAUUUUCUUGAAGUCUCCAUGCUUAAGCUGUCUCUUUUGCUCUUCUAUAUCCGCAUCUUCCCCGGCAAAUCAGUGCGAGGCCUUCUUUGGGCCACAUUCGCCGCCUGCUCAGCUUUUGGUAUCUCUUUCGCCCUAGUUGCUGUGUUUCAAUGUACACCGGUCAAAUUUUACUGGGAGAAAUGGGACGGGGAGCACAAGGGCACGUGUUUAAACAUCAAUUCCAUUGCCUGGUCAAAUGCCGCCAUUAGCAUAGCGAUCGAUAUAUGGGUACUGGCCAUUCCCCUAUGGCAGCUUAAAAGCCUCAACUUGGACUGGAGACGCAAGGUUGGUGUCGGAAUGAUGUUUUGCAUCGGUGCUUUCGUUACUGUUGUCAGUAUUCUACGUCUUCGGUCCCUUAUCAAAUUCGGUUCCGAUAGCCUUAAUCCUACCUGGGAUUUCUUUGACGUUAGCGUCUGGUCCGUUGUGGAGAUUAACACUGGUCUUGUCUGUGUUUGCUUGCCUUCUCUCCGCGUCCUGCUUGUUCGCCUGUUCCCUAAGCUCCAGGGAACGACAGAACGGUAUGGAAGGAGCUCAAGACGCAAUCGAUCGUCAAAUAAACGAGCGAGCCGCCUUCCCUUGGGACAUAGUGCCGGGUCACAGGUGGAUAGAUCACACUCUCAUCCCGAUAUCGGACCCAACCGGAUCGCCUAUCAAAGAUCAUAUACAGUUGAAUAUGGAGAUACCGAUGAGGUUCAACUUGUAUCUAUACAUGAUAAACAGAGCGCCAAGUCAGACGCCAGAUCGGAUAUUUCAUGA